AUGGGUUCAGCCGAGCGAAACCCCGCCUUUGUUCUUCGGGCGGUUCACGACACCAUCAUCGAAGAGCGUCCCAUCCCCAAGCUUCGCAACGAAUGGGACGUUCGCGUCCGCAUCGCUCAGACUGGAAUCUGCGGUAGCGAUGUUCACUACUGGGACCACGGCCGCAUUGGUGACUUCAUCCUCACAAACCCGAUCAUUCUCGGUCACGAAUCCUCGGGCACUGUUGUCGAGGUAGGCUCUGCUGUCAAGAACGUCAAGGUGGGCGACCGCGUCGCCAUUGAGCCAGGAGUGCCCUGCCGACACUGCGACUACUGCCGAAGUGGCGGCUAUAACCUCUGCCCCGACACAGUCUUCGCCGCGACGCCCCCCCACGAUGGCACAUUAUCCAAGUACUAUGUGGUUGCGGCCGACUAUUGUUUCCCGAUUCCCGACCAUAUGGAUAUGGAGCAAGGAGCCCUUGUGGAGCCCGUCUCUUCAGCUGUCCAGAUGGUCCGUACAGGUGACGUUCGCGGCAACCAGACCGUCGUCGUCUUUGGCUGUGGCCCCAUGGGCGUCCUCUGCCAGGCUAUCUGCCGCGUCUGGGGCUGCAAGAGGGUGAUUGGCAUUGAUAUCGUCCAGUCGAGACUUGACUUUGCUGCCUCGUUCAGUGGCGGUCGGAAAGAGGACGUGUUCAUGCCACCUCCCAAGCCUUCCGGCAAGGACGGUAUGGAGUGGAGCGAGCACCUUGCCAAGGUCAUCAAGGAGAAGUUCAACUUGGGUGAAGGCCCGGAAGUGGUGCUCGAGGUGACGGGCGCCGAAUCCUGCAUUCAGACUGGAGUCCAUCUGACAAAGAAGGGCGGCACUUUUGUCCAGGCAGGAAUGGGUACCGAGAAUGUCUUGUUCCCUAUUGCCGUCGCUUGCGUGCGAGAACUCAGGAUCCAGGGCUCCAUCCGGUACAAGACAGGCUGCCAUCCCACAGCUGUUGACCUGGUUGCCAGUGGUGCCAUCGACGUCAAGAAGCUCAUCACCCACCGGUACAAGUUCGAGCAGUCUGAGGAGGCCUUCCAGAAGGUCAAGGCCAGAGAAGAGGGCACACUAAAGGUCAUGAUUGAGGGUGUUCAGGACUAG
Fusarium falciforme is the source of this 1107-nucleotide messenger RNA. Its product is annotated as PKS-ER domain-containing protein. The transcript is spliced from 3 exons. Gene Ontology annotation, biological process: D-sorbitol catabolic process. Bases 1 to 1107 code for a protein of 368 amino acids. Lineage: Eukaryota; Fungi; Ascomycota; Sordariomycetes; Hypocreales; Nectriaceae. Gene Ontology annotation, molecular function: zinc ion binding; L-iditol 2-dehydrogenase (NAD+) activity. The record is from RefSeq and is a predicted model, not a curated record.